Mercenaria mercenaria is the source of this 2745-nucleotide messenger RNA. Its product is annotated as toll-like receptor 2. The transcript has a single exon. NCBI's taxonomy places the organism in Eukaryota, Metazoa, Mollusca, Bivalvia, Venerida, Veneridae. Gene Ontology annotation, biological process: toll-like receptor signaling pathway; immune response; inflammatory response. The coding region runs from base 270 to 2339 and encodes 689 amino acids. The record is from RefSeq and is a predicted model, not a curated record. Gene Ontology annotation, molecular function: transmembrane signaling receptor activity; protein binding. Gene Ontology annotation, cellular component: membrane.
UGCACUUGAGAUACCAAUGGCCUUCCAUUUUAUCAAAGCAAUUUAGAGGUUUUAGAACGAAAACAUAAUUUAUAACACACAAAUAUACAUAUAUGAAAUAAAUAGAAAAAAAUGGGAUAUUAAUGGAUUAAGUAGAUGACAUAAUCGGUUAUAUUGGAUUUAGUUUUGGAAACUAGGUUAUCUUUUAUUUAUACAGCCUGACAAAACAGGCUGAAGAUCGAUUGGAAUAGCUACGUUCUUACUUUGAUUUACUCAUCAAGAACUGCAUAAUGUUAGGAAUGAUUUUGUGUUUGCUGUUGAAUCACGUAAUAUCAGUGUCAGCUAACACUGUUUAUGGACCAGAGUGUCACAUCUCCGGAAACGUUACAGACUGCAGCAGUCAAAAUCUUACUUACAUCCCGAAACUGAGCAACCAAACAAAGCAACUGAUAUUUGAUUACAACCUUUUGCCAAAUGUUACUCAAGGAACGUUUAGUAAUAUAAGCAGGCUUGAUCUUAUGUUAGAUUUAUCUUUUUGUUAUGACCAUAUAACAUUCUUAUCGCCAAAUUCCUUCUACAUAUUCACUUAUUUGAAGUAUUUGGAUUUGUCUGGAAAUAGGAUAAAUGUUGAUGACUUGGCUGCAUUUCUAGCAGAAACAGAAAGAAACAGUCAUCUCAAAUUUCUGAAGUUGAACAAUGUUAGCUUAGAGAUGGAUCCAGGUAAAACAUUUUCUUUGAUGCAAGAAACAAAGCUAGAUACUCUGUAUCUGAUGUCAAAUGGUAUAAGAAGCCUUUCUAAGAUGGUUCUGCAGCGUAUGAAUACAUUGCUCCUUCUCACCCUCGAUAGCAACCUUCUUGCUGAGUUAGAACUUCCGGUGAUGAAAAGACUAAAAGAACUACGAGUGAACCACAAUCGUCUUCGUGGUAUGCCAGUUUUCUGUCUGAAUAAAAGUAGUUCUGAAACAGCAGUUGGAAGCUUAACUCGAUUGCACCUUAGUUAUAACCAAAUCAGUGUUCUAAGCAGCAAAAGUUUUAAGUGUUUACCAAAGUUAACACAACUUAAAGUAAAAGGAAAUAUAAUCUCCUUGUUACCUAACGAACUGUUUUCAUCAGUAAAAUAUAUUGAACUUUUUGAUGUAAGUUUGAAUACCGGGCAUCACGCUCGCAUUGAACCACGUGCGUUAUGGUCAAAAACUCUUCGAUCCUUGACUAUGGGGUUCGAUGGAUCAGCUAAGUCUAUAUUUGAUUCAAUAGAAGACACCUUCAGGAAUUUACCUAGACUAGAGGGACUGAGUAUCAGCCACAUUAAUAUGCUAAACCUGACAGACAAAGCAAUUUCAACUCUCUUUUUGCCUUUACCUGGCUUGAAACAUUUUGAGUGUUAUAGUUGUCGGAUAUCGCAGGAUCCUAGUAUAUUUCUAAAAAAUAAAUCCCUUUUGGAACACAUCAGUUUACAGGCGAAUUUUAUUGAAACAAUCAGUGAUUCUACAUUCAGGAACAAACCAUACUUAAAAUACUUAAAUUUAGGCAUGAAUAAACUAAGUCAUUUGAAAAAGUCGUCUUUGUCAGACGAAUUUCUAAAUAGUUUGGACACGUUAGAUCUAUCCGGGAACCCAUACACGUGUGACUGUGACUUAGUAUGGUUCAUAACAUGGCUAAAAAAUAAACAUCACACAAACAUUAAACAUUUUCCGAACAUGUAUUUAUGCACUUACCCAGGAGCUAUGUCGGGAAAGAAAUUGACGGAAAUACACUUUUCGUACCGGCAAUGCCACCCAUUUAGUACACUAGAAUGGACGGGCAUGAUUGGUGGGCCUUGUCUGGUACUAUUUACGUUUGUUUCAUUCCUUUUAUAUCGAAAUAGGUGGAAUAUCAAACACUACAUAUAUCUCAUCAGAAAACGAAGGAAAUAUAUGCGUGUGGAUGGAAAUAAUUUCGUAUACGAUGCUUUUGUUUCAUACAACGAAGAAGACUCACAAUGGGUUCGAGAAUACCUAAUUCCAUUUUUAGAGGAGCAGCACAACUUGAAGCUGUGUAUACAUGAGAGAGACUUUCAAGCAGGGGUCUUCAUCAAUGAUAACAUUGUAAACUGCAUAGAUGAAAGUAAAAAGAUCUUAGUGAUCCUUUCCAAUUCAUUCUCGACAAGCGGCUGGUGCAUGUUUGAACUGAAAGUUGCGCACUCAAAACAUAUUGAGGACGAGACAGAGUUAGUUGUUAUCAUGCUUGAAAAGAUACAUGGUCGAAAUAUGAAUGAAUCUAUGCGGGUUCUGCUGGGGACAACCACAUACCUAGAAUGGACAGAUGAUCAUGUUGGCCAGGCUUUGUUUUUUAGUAAACUGAAAGAUUCAAUGGGGGUUUAGUGAAAACAUUGAUAAAAUGACACUUCUUUGAAACUAAAGUUGUAUGCACUUUAUUAUACUUGAAUUGUAACAAGAUUAGAUAGCAGCAGAACGGUCUUAAUUUGUUUCUGUAUUUCUGUAAUCUAAAUAUAAUAAAAAAAAUAGUAGUACCUAUAAUAGUGCACGUGGACACUAAAUAAGAUAGUUAUGCUGUUUGACGUAGAAGUAUGUACCAGUUCGACUGUUAUAUGUAGUAGAAUUAACGAGUUUAAUGUACACGUGUUUACGAGUUACGCUGGUUACUGAAAAAGUAAAGUUACCAGAUAAAAUGUUUUACGAAUUCUGCUGAUUAAUGUAGACGUGUGCAUGUAAAUUUUGUCAUUAAUCCUCGUGUGCUUAAAUUAUCAAACAGAUGAAAAUAAUUUUC